ACAAAACGGUACAGCAGCGUCCUCUACCGUUCAACGACUUUCAUUCAAUCGAACGUUCCAAAGAAUGCCUUUUUUCCCUUCUACGGCUUCCGUAGCAAAUUCCUUCCUCUCUCCUUUUCCUUAUUGUGGCAACAUGGAUCCUGGUAACAACUUUAUUGCGGUGUUUAGGAGUUAAUUCCGCUUUGUCUGGGAGUUAUCGACCUUUCUUCGGGUUCCUUCCCUCAUCUGGAGACCAUGUUUACCGCCACCGGCUCUCGGGGUCUGUACAAGGCUCCUCUGUGUAAAGGCCUCCUGCUGGUUCUCAAUGGGCUGACUGUGAUGCUCACCCUGCUGCCACAAUACCAGGACAUGUUCGUGUACAGCCUGCAGGCUGUUGCACAUCAGCACCAGGUUUGGAGGUUGUUGUGCGGCAGGUUGGUCUGUCUGGACGUGAAGGACUCUUUCUGCAGCAGCCUGUUGAUUUACAACUUUCGAAUCUUUGAGAGGAGGUUUGGCACCAGGAAGUUUUCUUCCUUCCUGCUGGGCACUUGGUUUCUCUCUGCCCUGGUGGACUUCCUUCUGGCCCAGGCCUUCCAGUUCCUGUUUGAAUAUGAAGUGGAGGAACUACCAGCCGGACUGCUCGCUCCGGUCUUCUCUCUGUUUGUACCUUUCUACCAGUCGAUCCCCAGAAUGCCAGUCACUCAGGUCCUGGGACACAUCCACAUCACCAACAAGACUCUGGUUUACAUAGUGGGCCUGCAGCUGCUGACUUCCAGCCCCUUCAUGUGGCUCCUUGCACUCAGUGGACUGAUCUCGGGAGGAUUGUACCACUCCAAUGCUCUCUGGUUGCAGAAGGUCUUCUUUGUCCCGGUUUGGGUAUCUUCUGUAGGAAAGUACAUUCUGGAGCCGCUCUUCUCCAGCUCCCAGCCCAACGAUGAGACGCCUCUGGGGAUGGGAGCCACUCUGGACAUCCAGAGGCAGCAGAGAAUGGAUCUGCUCGACCAGCAGCUGCUACUGGCCCAGUACAACGAGGCCCGGAGGAAUGCCAGACGUCAGCCACGGGGUGGGCUGCUGCAGUGGACCAGGCUAUUUCCCUCUCUGAGACACAGAGGACAGAACAGACCUCCAGUCCAACCCCAUCCUGAGGCCCAGACACACCAGUCCACACAGCCUCCAUUACUGGAAAACUCUCCCGUUGCAGAGGAACAGGUUGCCCGGUUAGUGGAAAUGGGCUUUUCCAGAGUCGACGCCCUCGAGGCCCUCAGAGCUUCAAAUAACGACAUUAACAUGGCGACCAACUUCCUCCUGCAGCACUGAGGAGAAAGAACCGGGGGCAAUAAAAGAAAAAAGAAAGAAGAGGAAUAAAGACGGCACAUGAAGCAAAAAUAAAUGGGAAAGAGAGAAAAGCCGUUGCUCCGAACCAAAGACUGGCAAUGCCGGAGAAUUGGAGAGAAGUCAAAAGAAUAUUUUAUGAGAUAAAUUGCAGGCAGCGCCUCUGCUCCCUGAAGCAGGGUUGAGCAAAGGUUACCCGAACCGAGGCCGACCGCAAAUUGGUUCAUGGAGAAGUGUGAAGCACAAGGUGAAAAGUGGCAUUUCUCUCUCGCUGUCGCUAUAGAGUAAAAGUGAGGGCUCUUAACAUAAGGCAGAUACAUUUGAGCUCUAACUGCAACGAAUAGCCUGUCAACAAUAUAAGACAUGAAGAAGAUUUUAGCUCUCUACAAACAUUUCCCUAGAAAAUACCAGCUCUAUGACAGCCUAUAAACAAUUUUAUUUAUUCUGAUGUCACACAGUACUGCUUUUCAAAAUGUCUACGUUGUGAGUUAAAAUUUAGAUUUGCUCCUUACGCUAAUUUGAGAUUUUAAGGGGGAAAAGAAGCCCGUUUUCAAAACAAUGUAUCAGGAUUUUUAUGCGAUUCAUGUCUCUCAGCUUUGUGCUGAAGUUGAUAAACUGGCACCUUUGGCCAGUCGUAACGCAGACGUUUAAAGGGAUCUGAACGAUGUGAGCAUUGUGAAUUCUGCGAGGCCGCUUCUUCAGUCCGUAACAUCGUAUCGGUUGGCGCCGAUGCAGAGCAGCCCAUUUCGUCUUUAUUUAUUUCGUCUUAAAGUGAUCCCCCCCCGCCCCCCUCUGUUGGCACCCUGGUUUUGAGUCAUCAGUCUUAAGGGUCUGCUGGUAUUUAUUAUGCAAUUCCAUAACAAGAAAUUUAUGGACAUUUUGCACUUCGUAGUACCUGCUCUGUGUAUCUGAACAUGGAUGCAAAAGAUGUUAUAUUGCAGCCACUGUGUAUUGAUGUCAAAGACAGAUGCUAAUUUUAUAUUUUGUGCAUAAUGCUGAUUAUAUACAUAUAUAUAUAUAAAUAUAUAUAUAUAUGACCACUGAACUGAAUCUUUGGUGUUUGUGCCAUUUUUGAGAGCGAUACUGUAAUAAAUGGCAGAGAUGAGGGAUUUGUUGCAUGGACAACGUUCUGUUGUGCUGUAAUGAUUCAAAUUUGAUCUGUGAAAUAAAAAAACAAAAAACUGUUA
Molecule: messenger RNA, 2498 nt
Organism: Gambusia affinis (western mosquitofish)
Lineage: Eukaryota; Metazoa; Chordata; Actinopteri; Cyprinodontiformes; Poeciliidae
Gene: ubac2
Product: UBA domain containing 2
Exons: 10
Coding region: 235-1296 (353 amino acids)
Molecular function (GO): serine-type endopeptidase activity; protein binding
Source: RefSeq, a predicted model, not a curated record